UCAUGUGCUGUGCCAACUCCCCUCCCCGUCCUCCCCCCUUUUGGGCUUGUGGAAUGCCGAACCGCGGAACAAACGUGCUAGGCACGCCGCCCUUGCAUGUCGGCUAACAGACGGUAUCAAUAGUUCAAUUCCACGUCAGAGCAACCAUGGAUGCAGAGUGAACUAGAUGUGAAUGGUGGCGGUGGUGGUGACGACGACGAAGACGACCCCGACGAUGGCUCUGCACCCCGCCCGAAUGUGAGAAGGUAGGUCAUUAACAACGCCCCCUUCCUCCCGACGUCGGUGUUAGCUGGAAAACUAACCAUGGAACCUAUCGUCGAGCCUAGGGGCUCUACCAAGACCUCGACCAGUUCAAGCUCUUCGAGAUUCUUUCGCUCGAUAGUGUACAAGUUUGGCCGGACCUUCAAUAGAAACUACUUCCUCCCUCAUGACAAGCAAGAGCAAGAAAGAAAUGUCCUUCAACACGAGAUAAGCGUUGAGGUGCACGAUGGAGAGCUAUACCUUUGUCCGGUGGUGAAACCCAAGAGAGUCCUGGACGUCGGCACGGGAACAGGUGUAUGGGCUGUAGAAUUCGCCAGGAGGAACCCGGAGAGUAGCGUGCUUGGGAUAGACCUGAAUCCGGUUCCGCAGCCACCUUUUAUGACGCAGAAUUGCCGUUUCCAAGUAGCAGAUGCGAACGACCAGUGGAAGUACAGCCGCCCGUUCAACUUCAUACACGUGCGCAGCCUAGGCGAGCCUACCGACAAGCGCCGGCUGAUCAAGUCGAUAUACGACAAUCUCGCGCCUGGCGGCUGGGUCGAGUUUCAGGAAUGGGUACUGCACGCGCAGUCGCCGGAUCGCUCUCUCGAGGGCACGGCCUUUCAGAGAUGGAACGAACUCAUGGCCGAAGGCGUGCGAAAGCUGGGAAGGUCUCUCUUCUUCGUCCUCGAGUACAAGAGCCUGCUGGAGCAAGCGGGCUUCCAGAAUAUCGUCGAGCUCAAGUACGCGGUCCCCACGAACACCUGGCCUCCGGGCCGGCAAAGCCAGAAGAUCGGCACCCUGCAGAAGAGCAACACACUCCAGGUCAUCGACGUGUAUUCGCUUGGCGUCUUCACCCAAGGCUUGGGCUGGUCCAGGGACGAUCUAGAUAAACUCCUGGUCGAAGUGCGGAAGGACAUCGAGAACACGCGUAUCCAUUCGUACUCCACUUUAAUGACGGUAUAUUGCCAGAAGCCGCACUCUUCGGCCACGGCGUCGUUAGACACAUCAGGCACGUCUCCGAUUCGGCCGAGACCGUCGGUAACAUGGUCACCAUAGGGGGAAGGGGGAGGGGGGGGGGGAGAAGCCGGGGACUUGGCUGGAAGCAUCAUGAUCUCGGGAAAUGGAUGGGACAUGGGAUACAACCAAAAAAACAAAUACCUAGACGGGUUACAUUUCGGGGAACGGAACGGCAUGGCGUUGACAGAUUGGCAUUCGGAAAAUCCCAGGGUAAUUGA
Messenger RNA from Durotheca rogersii, 1475 nucleotides. RefSeq names its product S-adenosyl-L-methionine-dependent methyltransferase. The record is from RefSeq and is a predicted model, not a curated record. Lineage: Eukaryota; Fungi; Ascomycota; Sordariomycetes; Xylariales; Xylariaceae. Gene Ontology annotation, molecular function: methyltransferase activity. Bases 304 to 1296 code for a protein of 330 amino acids. The transcript has 7 exons.